Molecule: messenger RNA, 2109 nt
Organism: Kazachstania africana CBS 2517
Lineage: Eukaryota; Fungi; Ascomycota; Saccharomycetes; Saccharomycetales; Saccharomycetaceae
Gene: RRM3
Product: DNA helicase
Exons: 1
Coding region: 1-2109 (702 amino acids)
Biological process (GO): DNA replication; telomere maintenance; DNA repair
Cellular component (GO): replication fork
Molecular function (GO): DNA helicase activity; ATP hydrolysis activity
Source: RefSeq, a predicted model, not a curated record
AUGUUCAGGUCUAGUAAUGGUGAUUCUGAUAAGACUAAGAAACAACGUGGACUGAAACAAAAGACGCUCUCAUCAUAUUUCUUUCAAGUGAAACCAAAAUCUCAGAGUUUUGAUUCUAAAUCUCAAAGUACUAAAGCCAAUCUCGCGACAAAAUCAAAGAGCUUUAAAGAAACACGUACUAUCCGUACUAAAAAGUUAGAUACAAGUUCAUUUACCUCAAAUAAACCUUAUUCACUCUUUCAAUCGCAAGGUUCAUUCGAUGAAUGCGAUACAGAUGCAGAAGUAAAAAAAUUAAUGGACGUUCCUCAUAUUAAUAACUUCAAACAGGUUACUACCAUCUCAAGGUCACCUAGCUUUCAUAGAUCACCAGAAAAGUCUCAACGGAGUGUUCUGGAAGAUUUAGCCGACGACAUGAAUAAUUUGCGUGAAGUUACUAAUAUUAAAGUAGGUCACAGGAGAUUAGCAUUUACAAGCACACAGAUAGAUACUACAGAUUUGGUCGACACGAAACCUACUAAGCGAAUAGGCUCAUUCCAAGAUUUGAAGAUACACACAUCAAAAAGGAUUAAGCCAAUUCAAAGAACUACUUCGAACUUAAAGUCAAAUAAAGUUACAAUACAAUUAAAACUAACUAAAGAACAAGAAACUGUCGUUGAUUUGAUUGUAAAUAAACGUCUCAAUGUUUUUUAUACAGGUUCUGCAGGUACUGGUAAAUCUGUCAUUUUACAAAAUAUAAUUGAAAAACUUCGUUCAAUGUAUGGGAAAGAAGCUGUGGCGAUAACUGCUUCAACAGGUCUUGCAGCUGCUACUAUAGGUGGUGUUACUUUACACAAGUGGUCGUAUGCAGGUAUCGGCAAUAGACCUCCAGAUGUCACGGUGAAGAAGAUACAAAGAUUAAAAGAAGCUCUAGCAGUUUGGAAAAACACAAAAGUUCUCAUUAUUGAUGAAAUCUCUAUGAUUGAUGGUAAAUUCCUUAACAUGUUAGAAUAUAUAGCUAGAGCAGUAAGGAAAAACGAUAAGCCCUUCGGUGGGAUUCAACUGGUAUUAACAGGUGAUUUUUUUCAACUACCACCCGUUCAAAAGAAAGACGACGUGAAAGCUAGUAUAUUUUGUUUUGAGAGUGAAAUGUGGAAACGUUGCAUCCAUAAGACAAUCUUAUUGACAAAAGUCUUUAGACAGCAUGAUAGCGAGCUGAUUGACAUAUUGAAUUCUAUUAGAUUUGGGGAACUUCAACCACAUAUGAUUUCAACAGUCAAAAAUCUUCAAAGAGAGGUAGACUAUUCUGAUGGAAUAUACCCAACCGAAUUAUAUGCUACUAGGAGGGAAGUUGAAUUAUCAAAUUCAAGGCAAUUAGGUUUACUUCCUGGGGAUUUACACCAAUUUGAGAGUGUAGACUUAGCUAGAAAAGACCAGAUACAAUUAUUAGAUUCCUCAGUUAUGGCGGAACGUGUAGUAACGUUAAAGGAAAAUGCUCAGGUUAUGAUGUUGAAAAAUAAACCCGAAGUUGAUCUGUUUAAUGGUUCAUUGGGUAAAGUUCUCUUUUUCACGACAGAAAGACUGCAUAGAAAAAUGCUUGAAUUGUUUAAAGUAAUUGACGAUAAUGUUAUUGCUGACAUGCGGUUAGUUAGUCAAGUAAUAGCAAAUCCUUUAAGAAGACAGUCGAAGGAGUUUAUCCAGGACUUUAACGCAAGAACACUUAGUAGGGCAGAGAUCUUGGAAGAAUUAGUCAACGUUGCCAUAUUGGAAUCACCCGUUGAAACUGCAUGGCCGUACGUUAGAUGGUCCACAGGCAAAAAUAGGUAUUAUCAUGAGUUAGUGCUUCCGGACAGGUUCCCCGUUGAUAUACCCGGCGAUAAAACAGGCAUCGAAAGAACGCAGGUGCCGAUUAUGUUAUGUUGGGCGUUGUCCAUCCACAAGGCACAGGGGCAAACGAUUCAACGAUUGAAAGUAGACCUGAAAAAUAUCUUUGAGGCUGGACAAGUCUAUGUCGCUCUAUCAAGAGCCGUAUCUAAAGAUCAACUGCAAGUUCUGAACUUUAAUCCUAAAAAGAUCACUACAAAUGAAAAGGUCAAAGAUUUUUAUAAACAACUGGAGACCGUGAAAGCCUAA